Neocloeon triangulifer is the source of this 1974-nucleotide messenger RNA. RefSeq names its product aldehyde dehydrogenase family 3 member B1-like. Gene Ontology annotation, cellular component: cytoplasm. Gene Ontology annotation, molecular function: aldehyde dehydrogenase (NAD+) activity. The coding region runs from base 73 to 1713 and encodes 546 amino acids. Lineage: Eukaryota; Metazoa; Arthropoda; Insecta; Ephemeroptera; Baetidae. The record is from RefSeq and is a predicted model, not a curated record. Gene Ontology annotation, biological process: aldehyde metabolic process. The transcript has 11 exons.
ACCAGGGCACCACGCUCGCGAGUGCUCAUCGGCAACGAGUGCAGUUGUGGAGCGUCAAUUCACGAGGUAACCAUGUCUGGUGACCUUGAAGAAGUCCGAGUCGAGUCCGACGAUAACAGCACCGGCAUUCUCAGCGACAGUCAUGCAGGAGCCCCCGAGAACCCAGCUGCUGCCAUGUCAACGUUUUCCAGCGUGGUUCAGAGGGCCCACAAUGCUUUCCAGUCGGGCCGAACGCGCGAUGUCGAAUUCCGCAGACGCACUCUCAAGCAGAUGCUCAGGAUGUACGAGGAAAACACAAAUGAAAUGCUCGAGGUUCUCAACAAAGACCUCCGCAAGAGCAAACAGGAGGCUACGGUGCUCGAGGUCGAAUACCUGAAGAAUGAUAUCAGGUCCUGUCUGGCCCACCUGGACGACUGGGUUAAGCCUGAGAAGCCAUCGAAAGGACUGGUCAACAUGUUGGACCAGGUGUACCUGUACAAGGAGCCAUACGGCGUUGCCCUGGUAAUGGGCGCGUGGAACUACCCCCUACAGCUCACCCUUCUGCCCAUGCACGGCGCCGUCGCCGCAGGAAAUUGCGUUGUUUUGAAACCAUCAGAAAUUUCUCCACAUUCCGCCAAGCUCAUCGCUGAGCUUAUUCCCAAGUACCUGGACCAGGAAUGCUACCAAGUAGUUUUGGGCGGAGUUCCUGAAACGACUCUACUUUUGAAGGAGCGCUUUGACUACAUUUUCUACACGGGAUCCACGUCCGUUGGAAAAAUUGUUCGAGACGCAGCAAACCAGCACUUGACGCCGGUGACGCUGGAAUUGGGUGGAAAAAGUCCCGUUUACUUGGACAGCACCUGUGACAUUGAGAUUGCGACUAAACGCAUUUUGUGGGGCAAACUGAUCAAUGUCGGUCAAACUUGCAUCGCGCCCGACUACCUUUUGUGCACAAAGCAAGUGCAAGAAGCGUUCAUCGCCACUGCCAAGCGCAUUUUGCCCCUUUGGUUUGGCGACAGGCCCAGCGAGUCGCCAGAUUUGGGCCGCAUCGUCAGCGACCGCCACUUCCAGAGGCUGCAGGGCCUCAUCAAGAACUCCACUGGCCGAGUGGUCAUCGGAGGUGAAGCGAUCGCUGACGACAAAUUCAUUCCACCCACCGUCAUUGCUGACGUUGCAGCCACUGACCCCAUCAUGCAGGAAGAGAUUUUCGGCCCCAUCCUACCCAUUGUGAACGUUGAGAACACUUACGAGGCCAUCAAGUUCAUCAACAGCAGGGAAAAACCACUCGCCCUGUACAUUUUUACAGAAAAUACGAAAGAGCGUCAGUUGAUCCUGAACAACACAUCAAGCGGCGGCGUUUGCUGCAAUGACGUUGUUAUGCACUUGGGAGUCGAAAACCUGCCUUUCGGCGGCGUCGGCAACAGCGGCAUCGGCCAGUAUCACGGCAAAGUCAGUUUCGACGAGUUUUCGCACAUCAAGGGAUGUUUGGUCCGAGACUUUGGGUACAUUGGAGAAACUUUGGGAGCAUUCCGUUACCCACCCUAUUCCGAUAGCAAAAUCCAGGGCUUGAACAUGCUGAUGAAAAAGAGGACAUUUUUUGGAGUGUUUAAAUACCUGCCAAAGGUGGCCUUGUUUGCCCUAGGAGCUGCGUCUGUCCUGGCCGUGCAGGCCGUAGUCAGGCGCGGCCUUACGUUGAGGACAGUAUUCGCUUUAGUAAAAGAUUUUAAAAAGUAAUUAAAUCACGCGUAAAAAGAUACAAAAAUGGUUACCGAGGCAACCAAUGGCGACAGCGAGUGAUUCCAGAGAGAAUAAUAAAAUGCCGUUUUAAAUCUGGAGGCGACCAAAGGAUUUUGUGGAGUUGCAACUAUAAAACAGCUGUUUCAGCCUAUUACUGUGUUAACCAUCUUCUACUUACUACACAUGUCUCUCUACGUUGUGAUUAUAUAAUGUUUAUGAGUAUUUUUUGUAACAAAAUAUACAGGGAAUAUAUACCAA